AUGACCAGAGUACCUAGAUAUAAAGAGCACAAGGAUGAGACGGAGGAUGUAAAGAUGGAAGUAAGGAAAAGGGAUGUACCACCUCAUAUCAAUCUUGAUACGUUGACUCCUACUUCAUUGAGAACCCUUGAGGAGAGGACAUCGCUCGAUAAAUCACUGGCGAAGAGGAAGAAAAGGGAAGAGAUUAUACCGUCAGCUGUGGUAGAGAAGGAAGAGGUUCAGAUAUCGUCGACUGAGAAAAGGAAGAAGAAGGACAAAAAGACUGAAGAGGAUAGAAAGGAGGAGAUACCAUCUGAGAAGCGGAACUUGGAUCGAUUGAUAGAAGGAAAUCCUGUUGGUUCGUCAAAGAAGAAACGGAAAACAACGUCAGCUCAGGAAGAUAAUUCUUCACCAAAACCAAAGAAGCGAAAGACGAACUCCUCUGAUCCUAUCGCCUUGUCGGAACGGCAUAACGUAUCAGCUCAGCCCCAAUCGUCUUCCGUUUACACCAGUCGGCCUUCUCAAACCGCUCUCAUGCCUUCAAAUUCCACUUCCAACGACACUUUCAUUACUCGCAACGGGACGAUCUUGGCAUUUCAAAACAGUGGUCAAUACCUUCUUCAUUGGGCCCAGGCAGUCGGACAGAACGAACUAGAAGUCAACUGUCGUAAUGUCCCAUCUACUUUGACUCACUCUCAGUCCGAGACGACAGCGACAGUUAUCUCAAAGACCCUUCAGAGGAAGAUAAAGCAAGCUGAAUUGGAAGGAAGAGAAAUGCCAAAACCUGAAACUCCAGAACAUCAAGGUACACUCAGAGAAUGCUCAUUUCAUUUACCGAUUAUCGGCACGACCGUACAUUCCUCAAAACCUUUAGAGGGAGGUUGGAUGAAUAAGAAAUUGGCAAAGCAAAGUGCGAGUUUUGAAGCUAUCAAGAUAUUGUAUAAAUUAGGAAAGGUAGAUGAUAAUUUGAAAAUUAUCUUAUCAAGUUCAAGUUCAGAUUCUACCUCCAGCUCUAGCUCUUUAACUAGUGCGAGUGAAAGUACUCAUUCAGAUUCAACUGCGAUAACAGAUAUUUCUACCACAGGAGAACGAGAAGAAGAACUAAGAUUAUUGAACGAAACUCGAUUAAUGACUAAAUCUAGAAGUACCCAAAGAUGGGAUAAACAAAAAGAACUUAUCAAGGAUAGAUUACCACCUUCACCUUCUGAAUCAAGUUCGUCUAAACCUACUGGACAACAUGGUCUGGGAUCAUAUGAGUCUUAUAUUUCGCCUCCAUUCUGGGCCGAAUCUCGAUCACUCAAUACAGAUUGCUUAUACGCCACUACACUGGAAUUCAUCCUUGAGUCACCAUAUCAACAAACUCAUAGGAUCGACGAAAAAUGUAGAAAGUUAUGUUUGGUGACUAGUAGACCACUGGAUAUUUUCGAUAAGGGUGGGAUGGUCGAAAUAAACUUGACAAUAGGAGAUCAACAAUUACCCCAAAGUACGGGAUAUGGUCCAAAGUUUAAAUUAGUCGAUUAUGGUAGAUUGAAAUUUUGGUCUGAAGAGGAUUUAGAUAAAGCUCUGAAGUUUACUAAAAGGUUAUUAAGAGCAGAGUUACAGAAACCUUUCAAAGGUGAUUUGGCACGGGUGAAAUGGUUAUUGGUCCCGCUCAAAUCUGACUUCAUACCUUUCUCAUCACUAAAUAAGGACGAUGACGAAAAGAAGAAAAACGGCAAAGAGAAGAAGAAGAAGAAGAGAAGGAAGUUGAGUGAAAAAGAUAUAUCAUGGGAAGAAAUUUCGAAAAUCGUCGAUGGUCCACUAUACACCUCGAUCCACUUGGACGAUAUGGACAUACUCAAGAAACAAUGUAUUGAUCGAAUGAUCACUUCCCCAUCGGAAUUUGCUCGACGAAAAUAUAUUACCUCCGUGCGAUUCGACCUAUCCCUUGAUUCUCCCCAUCCUGCCAAUCCUGCCAGAACGAUCGUGGAGAGUUUACCCUCGGGAAUACCUCCUUUGGGAUAUAGUAAACAACCUAUUUUACAAUGUGAGAAUGUCCGACCAUACAAAUCAGGUGGAAUUAUGGGUUCGAUCCUCCACCCUAUAAAAGCAGAGACCAGCUAUAUAGCACCUGAAUUAACCAAGAUACAUUGCAUACCAUCCAGUAUAUAUCGGACGGGUACCGUCCUGCCUUAUCUAUUUGACGAGUUGGACAAUCAUCUAAUUGCAAAUCAAGCAAAUAAAGACCUUCUCAAUGGAAUGAUAGAUGGAAGGUUGUUAAAGCAGGCUUUGACUACUCCUGGAUCGAACAUGAUUUUAUCAAAGAAUUAUGAGAGGUUGGAAUUUCUAGGUGACACGAUAUUGAAGUUUAUUAUCACUCUAUAUUUCUAUUUGUUCGACCUUCCGUCCACCUCAACGAAAUCUUUCCAUUCGGAUUCGGUUUCACUUCCAAGAAGUAUAAGAAGUACGAAGAACGGUGAUGGUCGCAGGACUACAGAGGAAUUCGAUCAAGACCGACAUGCGAUAACUUCCAAUAGAUCGUUACAACACAACGCUUUAAAAGUAGGAUUGAACAAGUAUAUAAGAAACAAGAGGUUCAAAUCGAAAGAGUGGUUACCGAAAGAUUGGAUUUUGAAUUGGGAUGAAUGGAGUAAGAAUAAUAAUGGUGGUGAAGUCAAGGGAAAUCCUAGUCUGAAAGGGUUAGAAAGUAAGGAGGUAUUAGGGAUGAACGAUUUGGGAGAUAAAAUCCUCGCGGAUGUACUGGAAGCUAUUAUUGGUGCAUCGUAUCUGACUUCGAGAAAUUUCGACAAUGUAAUAUCGGUAGUGCAUUCAUUGGGAAUACCUAUAAAGGGAUUGAACGCAUGGUCCGAUAUAAAGCACCUUGUUCCCACCCCCUCCUUUUCACAUAAAACUACCAAAGAUGAGAAAGUAUCGGAAUUGGGAGAAGCGAAAUACAUGAAAUUCUUCAAAGCUAAGGGAAAGACUAUCCUGGGAUACGAAUUCAAAGAUGAAAAUAGGUUGAACCAAGUUCUGAGUCUCGACAUGAACCAACCUGGACAUAAAGAUAUUUUCGACAGAUAUCGGUUACUCGGUAAUGCGAUACUUGAUUAUUUCGUUGUUGAAUACCUAUAUGACAAGUACCCUGAAGAAGGUCCAUCUUCUUUACAUCUCAUGAAAUCCUCGAGGUGCAAUGAGGGCGCUCGUUCCGCGUUAUCUACUGAGCUCGGUCUACUUGAUCUUCUCAAAGACGGCACCGUUGAAACUACUUUGCAAAUUACCAAAAUUCGAAAAGUGCUAAAAGCUGCUAAAACCAAAACCGAUCAACUUCGAUCGAAAGCCAAAGCUGCUGAGAGUGAUCAGGAUCAUUCAAAGGUCGGAUUGGAAUAUUGGAUGGAAGUACCUACAUCUUAUACUACAUCGAAUCCGCUCGAAGCUCUAUUCGGAGCUAUCCUACACGACUCGUCAUUCGACAUCCAACCCCUUCGGCAAAUAUUCCAAGAAAAGUUAUUACCUUUCCUAGAGAAGUAUUGUACCCCUUCUAAAAGUAAGGACACGAACCCUAAAGCCGAGUUGAUAAGGUAUCUCCAAUCGAGAGGAUGUAUCACUGACAGGUUGAUCAUCGAGAAGAAAGUGUUGGGUACCAAUGACAGGAAGGUAGAGGUGAUAGUGAAUUACCAUGGGGUUGAAGUGAGUCGAGAGACGGUAGAGGAAGGGCUAGGGUUUAAAGCGGUGAAAGAUCGUUGUGCGUUCGCUUUGGGUUUCUUGAGGGAUCAAGGUGGUCUUGAGAAGAUAUGCGAUUGUAAGACUAAGAAGAGAUAG
This is a messenger RNA of Kwoniella mangroviensis CBS 8507, 3777 nucleotides long. RefSeq lists its product as uncharacterized. The transcript has 7 exons. Gene Ontology annotation, cellular component: nucleus; RISC complex; cytoplasm. Bases 1 to 3777 code for a protein of 1258 amino acids. Gene Ontology annotation, biological process: siRNA processing. Gene Ontology annotation, molecular function: ribonuclease III activity; RNA binding. NCBI's taxonomy places the organism in Eukaryota, Fungi, Basidiomycota, Tremellomycetes, Tremellales, Cryptococcaceae. The record is from RefSeq and is a predicted model, not a curated record.